Phytophthora nicotianae INRA-310 is the source of this 1225-nucleotide messenger RNA. RefSeq lists its product as hypothetical. The coding region runs from base 148 to 957 and encodes 269 amino acids. Gene Ontology annotation, molecular function: GDP binding; GTP binding; GTPase activity. The transcript is spliced from 4 exons. Gene Ontology annotation, biological process: intracellular signal transduction. The record is from RefSeq and is a predicted model, not a curated record. Gene Ontology annotation, cellular component: plasma membrane. Lineage: Eukaryota; Oomycota; Peronosporomycetes; Peronosporales; Peronosporaceae.
CCCCGAUAGAGUUACUGCGGCAGGGGGGACACCCAAUUCCGCAGCGCGAUUUGUUGUAAGGUUGCGCACUCGGAAGGCGAGAACUCAGGCAGGCGUUCGCUCCUCGCCUACAGGACCGACCGACGGACGCCCCGUAGCGCGAUCACCAUGAGCGACAUGCGGCUGUUCAUCUACCGCAAUGAGGCGGGUUCUGAGGGCAAGGUGAUGAACCUCAAAUCCAAGGACAGUAUUGCGCGACUCAAGAAGGUGGCGAGCAAGAAACUGGGUGUGCGUGCCAAGCGUCUGUUCCUUGCUAGUGGCGCCGAGAUCUCGGAUGUGGACGAGCUGCAGAACAACGAUACGCUGUAUGUAUCACAGGGCGAGGCCUUCUACAAGUCCCUCGGCCCUGCAAACGGACAGGAGACUUUCCACAUGUCUGUGCUGGGUUCAGGUGGUGUGGGCAAGAGUGCACUCACACUGCGUUUCGUGAGAGAUUACUUCGUCAAAGACUGGGACCCUACGAUCGAGGACGCUUACAGGAAAGCUAUCACGGUGGACGAUGGACUCUGCAUGCUCGAGAUUUUGGAUACCGCAGGACAAGAUGACUUCGAGUCGCUGCGAGGGCAGUGGAUGAUGGACAAGGAUGGCUAUGUUUUUGUGUAUAGUAUGGACUCGCGAAUCUCGCUUCAUGAAUUGCAACCAUUUUUUGAUCUGCACCUCCAGAUCAACGAGAGUCGCCGUCCUCUGCCUCCUAUUAUCCUUGUGGCCAACAAGAAGGACGUGGUGGAUCGUGACCCGAGCAAGUGCCAAGUGAGCACGGAGGAAGGCCGACGGAUAGCACACUCGUACAACGCGCGCUACAUAGAGACGAGUGCGCUGACAGGUGCCAACGUGACGGCGGUAUUCGAGACGUUUGUGCGCGAGGUGCGUCGGAAGAAAGUGCCCAAGCAAAAGAAGAGCUCGUGUUCCAUUCUGUAGCUUCUACUGGAGUGCAAGACGAGAGGAUCGACGUCGUCUGUCGGUCGGUGUAGUAUCAUCUUCAUGUCCGUCAAGACCGAUUGCCGAUGGUGGACGAAGCGAGAACAGGACACCCGAGGUGCCAGUAUAGACACUACUAUUAGUAAAUAGACAGUAGCAGGACGGGGCAGGAAGGCUGCGACGACGAGUUAUCGCAGCAAGCGGGUGGGGCAGUGCAUUAUAGCGAGCAGGACGGCCAGCUAAUGUGAAUUUUCAUUUUUGACGACAA